Centruroides sculpturatus (bark scorpion) is the source of this 506-nucleotide messenger RNA. RefSeq names its product endochitinase A-like. The coding region runs from base 114 to 506 and encodes 130 amino acids. The transcript has 4 exons. The record is from RefSeq and is a predicted model, not a curated record. NCBI's taxonomy places the organism in Eukaryota, Metazoa, Arthropoda, Arachnida, Scorpiones, Buthidae.
AAGCUGAGAUAAGCUAGAGAGGAGAGUUAUCUAACUGUGGGCGUUGUAAUUAUACCUUAUCGGAGUGCAUCGAGCUAGCAGCGCGACUUCUUAGUUAUUUACGAGAAACAUCAAUGAUGUCGAUGCGAGUGACACAAGGUAAAGAUUAUUUCGAUCCUUCCGAUGGGGGAAACUUUUGGCGAAGAAGGACAGGUUUAGAACAAAAAUUAAUUAUUGUAUCAUCGAUACUUUUUUGUUUGGCUUUUGCACUGAUGAUAACAACCAUCGUAUUGGAUAAAAGACUGGAAAACUAUAAAUCCAAAUCAUCUGAUACUACUCCUGGUCCUACUACAGAUUCUACAUUAACGACGACAACUACAACAGCCGAAAAUGGCACUACAACAGCCGGAAAUGACACCACAACAGUCGGAAAUGACACCACAACAGCCGGAAAUGACACCACAACAGCCGGAAAUGACACCACAAACACCACAACAGCCGGAAAUGACACCACAACACGGAAAUGA